GACACAGUGGUCGAUGUUUGUGGCUCGAAGGCUGUGAGUCGCUGCGGAAAAGUGAAAGUUACAUUUUCGCCGAGAGGGAAGACUCAACAUGCCACAGCUUGGCUGGCAAACUUGCUGUCUAAAUUUCCGUGGAAGUGUCAGAUGGAUUUGGGAUCACUUUUGCUUUGUGUUUGCGUGAUGAUGGCGAGUGCGCGCGCUGCAGGCGGUGAACACGAAUGCCCGUGCUCUAGAAUCCUCCCGUGGCCUCUGACUGAGCCUCCCGACUGCCAGCACAACAAAACCUUCCGCUACACCUGUGUCAAAGGUUAUGUGCGGAAGGCGGGGACGUCCAACCUCAUCAACUGCCUAGAUGGUCUAUGGUCCAUCGCCACUCUCACAUGUAUACCCGACCCUAAGGCCACACCCCAAGGCGACCCUAAGGCCACACCUCAAGGCGGCCCUAAGACCACACCCAAAGCCCCCAACAUCACCCAAGCAGCCGACCCUAAGGCCACACCCCAAGGCGACCCUAAGGCCACACCUCAAGGCGACCCUAAGGCCACACCUCAAGGCGACCCUAAGGCCACACCUCAAAGCGACCCUAAGGCCACACCUCAAGGCGACCCUAAGGCCACACCCCAAGGCGGCCCUAAGACCACACCCAAAGCCCCCAACAUCACCCAAGCAGGCGACACAGCGGCCAGCCUAGAAGACAACAACGCCACAUCUUCCCACUCAGCAGGAGCAGUGAGCAGCAGCACAAUAGCAGUCAUCAGCUGCCUUGCAGUGUCCAUCAUUGCUCUGACUGCCAUCGCCAUAUUAGUGUACAGAAGGAGGAGAAGGGCAGAAAGCGACACACCAUCCCAGCCAGCGGAGGCCAUACCUCUCCAUGAAGUUCCAUCAGAACGUGGAUAGGAAGUAGGACAUUAGUGUCACACAACAUGGUCCAAAGUUCUCAACUUGUGCUUCUCUCUAUCCAUCAUCCUUUACUAACAUGGCAUUCAUUCUAACUGGUAAAUAAAGGCUUGCAAAAGUCAGCUAACGAUGGAGCUAAUGGGAGUACAAUAUAAAAAAAACCUCCAACGAUACAUGUCACCACCUGAAUAUUCACCAAAGUAUUUUUCCACAUUUUAGGUUACAGCCUCAUUCCAAAUGGAAUACAUUCAUUUUGUGCCCUCAAAAUUCUACACACAAUACCCCGUAAUUACUUUUUUUGAAA
Nerophis lumbriciformis (worm pipefish) is the source of this 1198-nucleotide messenger RNA. It is a transcript of the gene il15ra, whose product is annotated as interleukin 15 receptor subunit alpha. NCBI's taxonomy places the organism in Eukaryota, Metazoa, Chordata, Actinopteri, Syngnathiformes, Syngnathidae. Gene Ontology annotation, biological process: interleukin-15-mediated signaling pathway. Gene Ontology annotation, molecular function: interleukin-15 receptor activity. The record is from RefSeq and is a predicted model, not a curated record.